GUUUCAACCAUGGCUGAAGAACAACCACAAGUCGAAUUGUUCGUGAAGGCUGGCAGUGAUGGGGCCAAGAUUGGAAACUGCCCCUUCUCCCAGAGACUGUUCAUGGUGCUGUGGCUCAAAGGAGUCACCUUCAACGUCACCACUGUUGACACCAAGAGGCGGACAGAAACUGUGCAGAAACUAUGCCCGGGAGGGCAGCUCCCAUUCCUGCUAUAUGGCACUGAAGUGCACACGGACACCAACAAGAUCGAAGAAUUCCUAGAGGCUGUGCUGUGCCCUCCCAGGUACCCCAAGCUGGCAGCUCUGAACCCUGAAUCCAACACAGCUGGUCUAGACAUAUUUGCCAAAUUUUCUGCCUACAUCAAGAAUUCAAACCCAGCACUCAAUGAUAAUUUAGAAAAGGGGCUCCUAAAAGCUCUAAAGAUUUUGGACAAUUACUUGGUAUCCCCACUCCCAGAAGAAGUGGAUGAAACCAGUGCUGAGGAUGAAGGCAUCUCUCAGAGGAAAUUUUUGGAUGGCAAUGAGCUCACCCUGGCUGACUGUAACCGGUUGCCAAAACUCCACAUUGUUCAGGUUGUGUGUAAGAAGUAUCGCGGAUUCUCCAUCCCAGAACAGUUUAAGGGAGUGCAUCGGUACUUGCGAAAUGCAUAUGCUCGGGAAGAAUUCUCCUCCACUUGUCCAGAUGAUGAAGAAAUUGAGCUGGCUUAUGAGCAAGUGGCCAAAGCCCUCAAAUAA
Elephantulus edwardii (Cape elephant shrew) is the source of this 735-nucleotide messenger RNA. RefSeq names its product chloride intracellular channel 1 (gene CLIC1). The record is from RefSeq and is a predicted model, not a curated record. NCBI's taxonomy places the organism in Eukaryota, Metazoa, Chordata, Mammalia, Macroscelidea, Macroscelididae. The transcript has 6 exons. The coding region runs from base 10 to 735 and encodes 241 amino acids.